Molecule: messenger RNA, 1066 nt
Organism: Eubalaena glacialis (North Atlantic right whale)
Lineage: Eukaryota; Metazoa; Chordata; Mammalia; Artiodactyla; Balaenidae
Gene: MMP7
Product: matrix metallopeptidase 7
Exons: 6
Coding region: 34-846 (270 amino acids)
Biological process (GO): extracellular matrix organization; collagen catabolic process; proteolysis
Cellular component (GO): extracellular matrix
Molecular function (GO): zinc ion binding; metalloendopeptidase activity
Source: RefSeq, a predicted model, not a curated record
AGGUCCGAGAGCAAUCAUCUCUGGACAGCAGCUAUGCAGCUGGCUGUGCUGGCUGUGCUGUACGCUGUGAGUGUGCUGCCUGGCACCCUGGCCCUGCAGCUUCCCCGGAAGGCAGGAGGCAUGAGUGAGCCGCCGUGGGAACAAGCUCAGGACUAUCUGAAGAGAUUUUAUCCAUCUGACUCAAGAUCAAGGGACCCCAAUAGUUUAGAAGUCGAACUCAAGCAGAUGCAAAAAUUCUUUCGCCUGCCUAUAACUGGAACAUUAAGCUCCCAUACUAUAGAAAUCAUGCGGAAGCCCAGAUGUGGAGUGCCAGAUGUUGCAGAAUAUUCCCUAUUCCCAGAUCGCCCAAAAUGGACUUCCAAAGUAGUCACCUACAGGAUCGUGUCAUAUACUCGAGACUUACCACAUGUCAUAGUGAAUCAAUUAGUGGCAAAGGCCUUCAACGUGUGGAGCAAAGAGAUCCCACUGAGCUUCAAGAGAGUUAGUUGGGGAAUUGCUGAUAUCAUGAUUGGCUUUGCAAGAGGAGCUCACGGGGACCCCAACCCAUUUGAUGGGCCAGGAAACACACUGGCCCAUGCCUUUGCACCUAGGCCAGGCCUGGGAGGAGAUGCUCACUUUGAUGAGGAUGAACGCUGGACUGAUGGUAGCAGUAUAGGAAUUAACUUCCUGUAUGCGGCAACUCAUGAACUUGGCCAUUCCUUGGGUCUGGAUCAUUCAUCUGAUCCUAAUGCUGUGAUGUAUCCAACUUAUGGAGAAGGCGAUUCCAAGAAUUUCAAACUUUCACAGGAUGAUAUCAAUGGAAUUCAGAAAUUAUAUGGAAAGAGAAAUGAUUCAAGAAAAAAUUAGAAACUUCAGGGAGAACACACAUUCAUUCAUUGGAUUCUAUAUAGUUGUUCCCAACCAGAAUUAAAGAACACUGUUGCUGCACUCCAUUUACCCCUUGCUGCCUCCAUCCUUGUACUGUGGUUGGUUUUUGUACAUCUCUCUCCCCCUCCGGGGAUAAACCCUUUUAUGACAUUACUAUGUCUUACUCAUCUAUGACUCUCCUCAAGCAACAUGCACUUGG